Messenger RNA from Rhinopithecus roxellana (golden snub-nosed monkey), 654 nucleotides. RefSeq names its product acyl-coenzyme A synthetase ACSM6, mitochondrial-like. Gene Ontology annotation, cellular component: mitochondrial matrix. Gene Ontology annotation, molecular function: fatty acid ligase activity; fatty-acyl-CoA synthase activity. NCBI's taxonomy places the organism in Eukaryota, Metazoa, Chordata, Mammalia, Primates, Cercopithecidae. The record is from RefSeq and is a predicted model, not a curated record. Gene Ontology annotation, biological process: acyl-CoA metabolic process; fatty acid biosynthetic process.
AUCUUUGUGCCUGAGAGUCUCCAGCUGACUGCCAAGGAAAUUUGCUAUCAAUUACACAUGUCUAAAGCCCAAUACUUUGUGGCCAGUAAGGCUAUGUUCCCACUCAUGGACUCUGCCAUGUUCGACUGCCCUAUCUUGAAGAUCAAGCUCCUGGUGUCAGAUAAGUGCUGUGAUGGGUGGUUGGAUUUCAAGGAGAUGAUUCAAGUUGUACCUCCAAAGCAGACCUUCAUGGGGACCAAAAGUCAAAAUCCAAUGGCUAUAUUCUUCACCAACGGGACAAUGGGAGCUUCUAAACUGGCCGAGUAUUCCCAGUGUGAUUUGGGAAUGGAAUUCACCCAGGCUUCCAGAAGAUGGCGGAUGGACCUCCAGCCAACAAGUAUUUUGUGUCUAAGUGAUGCCUUUGAUGGAUCUUUAUCUCUAACUACUGCCUUGGGAGCUCAGCUCCAAGGAGCCCGUAUGUUUCUGUGUCACAUGCCAAUUUUCUGUCCUGAGAUUGUUCUAAAUUCUCAAGACCUAACUGGCUACAGAUUUAAGAGUCUGAAGCUUUGUGUGGCUGUAGGAGGAUCCAUCAGCCCUGGGGUGACUGAGGACUGGAAACACAUCACUAAAUUGAACAUCUAUGAAGGCUAUGGCAAGACAGCAACUGUAGGUUGA